GGAUGACUGCUAGAGGGAAUUAGAGCAGAGCAGGGGCCAAAAGGGCAAGUCGGGGGGUUUAGGUCAGAACUCCAGCGGCAGCCUGGCAGCAGGAGCUCGAGAGAAGCAUGGCUCAGCGGUGUGUUUGCGUGCUGGCCCUGGCGGCUGUGCUGCUCCUACUUUUCGCCACCGACUGCAGAUCGAUGGGCCUGAGGAACCAGGAGCAUCAGAGGGCGUCGCGAAUCCCUUCUCAGUUCAGCAAAGAGGAGCGCGUCGCGAUGAAAGAGACACUGAAAGGUGCCAUCCAGAUUCCAACAGUGUCUUUUGGCCCUGAGGAGUCCAAUACUACGGCCCCGGCUGAGUUUGGAGAAUACAUUUGUAAAGUCUUUCCUACAGUGCUCAGCACCAGCUUUAUCCAGCAUGAAGUCAUGGGAGAGUAUAGCCACCUGUUCACUGUCCAAGGCUCAGCCCCCAGCUUACAGCCCUGCCUGCUGCUGGCUCACUUUGAUGUGGUUCCCGCCCCUGCAGAAGGCUGGGAGGUGCCCCCGUACUCUGGGUUGGAGCAUGAUGGCUUCAUUGACGGUUGGGGCACACUGGAUGACAAGAACUCUGUGAUGGCAUUCCUGCAGGCCUUGGAGCUCCUGCUGAUCAGGAAUUACAUCCCUCAAAGAUCUUUCUUCAUUUCCCCAGACCAUGAUGAGGAGGUUGGGGCUCAGAAGAUAGCCCUGCUACAGUCAAGGGGCGUCCAGCUAGCCUUCAUUGUGGAUGAGGGGAGCUUCACCUUUGAUGGUUUCAUUCCCGACCUCGAGAAUCCCUUCGCCAUGAUUGCAAACUCAGAGAAGGGUUCCAUGAAUCUCGUGCUGCUAAACAUGACUCCAGGCCACUCUUCAGCUCCUCCAAAGGAGACGAGCAUUGGCAUCCUCGCAGCUGCUGUCAGCCAACUGGAGCAGACACCACUGCCUAACAUGUUUGGAAGCUGGACAUUGACCGCGACAUUGGAGCAACUGGCACAUGAGCUUCCCUUCCCAGCCAAUAUAAUCCUGAGCAACCUGUGGCUUGUAAGCAGGUAUUUGGAGAGAAAUUACAUAACCAAUGCAAUGGUCGGGACUACCACGGCACUCGCCAUGUUCAAUACAGGGGUCAAGGUGAAUGUCAUCCCACCACAGGCCACAAUCAACUUCCGGCUUCACCCUGCACAGACAGUCCAAGGGGUCCCAGAACUCACCAAGAAGACUGUGGCUAAUGACAGAGUCCAGUUCCAUGUGUUGAGUACCUUUGACCCCCUCCCCAUCAGCCCUUAUGAUGACAAGGCCUUGGGCUACCAGCUGCUCCGCCAGACCAUACAGUCUGUCUUCCCGGAAGUCAAUACUAUCACCCCAGGUACCUGUAUCGGCAACACAGACAGCCGACACUUUACAAACCUCACCACUGGCAUCUACAGGUUCAGUGCCAUCCACCUACAGCCUGAAGGCUUCAGAAGCAUCCAUGGAAUCAACGAGAAAAUCUCAGUCCAAGCCUAUGAGAACCAAGUGAAAUUCUUCUUUGAGUUGAUCCAGAAUGCUGACACAGAUAAGGAGCCAGUUUCUCACCAGCACUAACUGUGAGGUCAAGGGGCCCACUGGGAUAGGCAUGCUAAACCCUGGGCCGGGACUAACCCAAGGGGGUAAACCCAGUGUUGAUGAAACUUUUGAUCAAAAUCACAUUAUACAACAUUGCUCAUCUGUCUUGCUCACUCUUAAACUCACCCAAGAACAAGGCCAAGGGUAAGGUAAAGUCAGCAGAAAUCUGGCUUCUCCCUUUAUCCCGACACCUGCAUCCCUUGAUCCACUGGCAUUUGCUGCCCUCUUGUCUAUUAUCUGUCUUACACUGGUUGUUUCACUGCUUCACCCUCCAGGCUUGACUUAACAAAUGUAGAUUUGAAAAAAUCUAACCAGGUGUUGCCUGAUCGGAGUCUUUAAUUUAGGGCACUCUUGCUGGGAUGCUUUCUCCAGGGCUUAUAUAUUUCUUGCUAGAACUUUCUUUCCCCUUGUAUUCGCCUCUCUUCUUGGACUCGUGAGCUGUCUCUUCAUCUCUCCUCUCUCCCCUGCAUCUCUCCCCCUACUCUUCAAUUUAUUCUACUUCUGGAGCUGGGCUUACCCAAACUGUGAUACUACCAUGAUUGUCACCACAGUUGGUCAAAUAAAGUGAUCUAUGCCUCACCA
This is a messenger RNA of Callithrix jacchus (white-tufted-ear marmoset), 2180 nucleotides long. RefSeq names its product peptidase M20 domain containing 1 (gene PM20D1). Gene Ontology annotation, molecular function: hydrolase activity, acting on carbon-nitrogen (but not peptide) bonds, in linear amides. Lineage: Eukaryota; Metazoa; Chordata; Mammalia; Primates; Cebidae. The record is from RefSeq and is a predicted model, not a curated record. Gene Ontology annotation, biological process: lipid metabolic process; amino acid metabolic process.